Messenger RNA from Pistacia vera, 4034 nucleotides. RefSeq names its product BAG family molecular chaperone regulator 6. Gene Ontology annotation, molecular function: protein-folding chaperone binding. Gene Ontology annotation, cellular component: plasmodesma. Gene Ontology annotation, biological process: protein folding. The record is from RefSeq and is a predicted model, not a curated record. Lineage: Eukaryota; Viridiplantae; Streptophyta; Magnoliopsida; Sapindales; Anacardiaceae.
AUAUAUAAAAGGCUUAAUAUCGCUCAUAUUUCAAUCUCAUCCAGAAAAGAAAACACAACUGAUCGCAUAAGAGAGGUCACAACAAGAAUUUGAAUCGUUAUUUUGGGUUUGUGGAUUGAAUUCGUGCUGAUAACUCACUCAUCAGGAUUGCGGAACCGUUUUGGUGGAGCUUUCAUUUUUGAAUAAAUUAGACGCCUUCAGAUAUUGCCGGUAAUUCUACCAACACUUCGGGUGGUUCACAGAGCAACGUUUACAACUUUUUCGAGAACUGUCUGGUGUGUUGCUUAAAUUAAAAUGAUGCCCAUCUACAUGGACUCAUAUCCUCACCAAAGAAGCCAGGUGCCAUCUGGUCAGGUUUAUUAUCCUAGCUAUGAUGGCAUCCCGCCUCAGAUGACGGUGGAUCAAGCUAUAUAUCCUAUGAUGUGUGGACCUUGGAGUAAUGGCAGCAACUGUGGCCACAUGAACCCGUGUUAUGCAUGCUCCAACCAUGGCAACUUCCCAGUUUAUUACAGUUUUAAUCCUCCUACCUCUCAUUUCACAUCGUCACCAUGCCAUCAUAGCUGUGGACAUCAUCCUGUAUUCAAUGCACCAUACCAUGUGCAAUACCCAUUUUCUCCACAUCAUUCAAUGGUGCAGCCUAGGCAUGAAUAUGAUAAGGAGGCACAAAGAGACUAUCACUGCUGUGGCUGUCCUAAUCACAUAUGCAAUCAGAGAAGUGAAAGAGGUGUAAAGAUUGAAGAGCAGGAGCCUGACAUUGCGAAGAAAAAUGAUUCAUUGGUUCCAAUCAACUCAAAAAAUAACCCAUAUCCAGUUAUGUGGAUCCCACCUGAGUAAAUGAUGAAAAAUUAUGAGUAUGGAAGGCCUCUUGAAUCGGAGGUAGCAGACCAGAAGAAUGCUUCAUGCAACACAAAAUCCCAUGAGGAUAUAAAGUCCUCUGAAAAAGGGCCAACAGUUUGGAAUGGCUGGUUUCCACUAGACUUGAACAGCCUUAAACCUUUGAUGCAUGAUGAGGAUAAAGAGAGAACAGACAACCAACUGAAUGAGGAUAAAAUGAGGCAAUUCCCAUAUCCCAUUAUCUGGAUGCCCUCUAAUGAUGGGAAAGAGGAGGCUCAAAAGGACCAAAGGAAGAUGAAUGGCUGGUUUCCAAUUGACACAAGUGGCCUCAAACCCUUGAUGAAAGGUGAAGAUGAGAAGGGAAGACAGAAUCAACAAGUUGAGGAUAAAAGGAGGCAAUUCCCUUAUCCUAUAAUCUGGGUGCCUUCUCAUAGUGAGCAAGAGCAGGCUGAAAAGAAAGACAAAAGGGAUCCAAAUGCUGAUUCAAUUGCUGAGGAGGAACCACUAUCCAGCUUCAAGUUCAUUCCCGUGAAGCCUUCAGAGAUCGAUGAUAGCAUGAACAAAUCUGAAAACAAGAAAAAUUCUGGUGGUCAGGCUAAAAGCUCACAGACAAUGGAGAACAUUCCCAAUCAGAAACUCAAUUCGACAAAGAAAGUGGAAGUGCAGAGAAAGGAAGACAACUCUGAUGAAACUAAGAAAGUAUGUGAUGCUCCAUCAAAGUAUGCCGAAAGUGUUGUUACAGACAAUCCUACAGGAAACAGUGUUAGAAGACAGUUAUCCCCUCAAAAGACAUCUAAGUUACCUCCCGUUUCUCUGAGAGUUGAACCUUUAUCAAGAAAGAAAAAUGGUGAUGGCAGUUCAAGGUCUCUUAGUCCCCCUGGCUCCAACAAACAAUCGCAGGAGAAAGCAAAAGACUCUCACAGGCCUUCUGCUUCAUUGUGUUUGAAAGAGAACACGCUACAGGAUACACAAGCACGAGAUGGUUUCAUGAACAAGAGCAAGGAGGUGGAGCUAGCAGAAGCAGAGAGGAAGGUUGUUGACAUGGCAGAUGAUAAAAACUGUGAAAAGAAGAAUGAAGACUGGAGGAGUGGAUCUCAGAGGGAAAAUUCUGUGAGGUUGCCCGUUGAUUCUGAAAAAGACAUAUCCAGGAAAUCAUCUACAAAGGAAACUGAAAAGGAUGGUUACAAGUUCAAAGAGGACAAGAGGGUAAGAGAGGGGGGAGAUAUUGUGAGUGAGAUGGCAACCGAAGUAACUAAAGCAUCUCAUUCAGCUGAAGCACCUGAUGGUGAAGGACUAAAAAAGAUAAAGAAUUUGUCCGAUGUGGAAGCUGCCAUGCGUAUUCAGUCUGACCGCGGGUUUGAGGUGAGGAGAAUGGAACCACUGAAGAAAUUGAAGCAAAUGGCUACUGUCUGUGAACAGGUGGCAGAGGUUAGAAACCGUAUACAAGCUCUUGAAUCUUCUUCUAAUUUACAGAAAAAUGAUAGGGAAAGAGAUGUAAUUGGGGAAAUGAUAAUGCGGCUUCUUCUGAAAUUAGACACCAUUCAGGGCUUGCAUCCAAGUCUUAGGGACAUCAGAAAAGCUUUGGCGAAAGAGCUCAUAACCCUGCAGGAAACACUUGAUCUGCUGGUUACCAAGAAGUCUAAAGAAGUUACUAAAGUUUCUACUGAUCCCAAGAUUGACGCCCACACUGAUGUAAGCAUGCAUGAAAUGCAAAACAAGGAGGCAGGAAUUGUUGAAAACUCUGUUGAGACCAGUGGUGAUAAUAGCAUUAACAUGAAAGAGAAAGAUCAUAGUCAGCUUUCCCAGAAUGCACCAAGAGAAGAGAAUGCUGCCAAUGGAGUGCAUGAUCCUAUUAAAACUUUCAAGACAGAGAUAGAAGAGAAAAAUGGAGUCAAGCCCAGCUCUGAGGAAAUAGUGGGGGCACUGGCUGCAGGUGAUGCACUACAUGUGGAUGAUAAUCUGCGGGUGAACGAGUUGAGGGAAUUGCCUAUUGAAUUGAUUGAAGAGCAUCCUGCGGUUUCCAAGUUGGAGGAAGUCAAACUAACUGGGAAAGGGGAGAACGAGAUUGAAGAUGGUGAAAUGGAAUCCAACAUGUUAUCAGGUCCUAAUUUAUCGACUGAUGUUGAUAACAUGAUGGCCUGUGAAGUUGAAGUUGACAACAAGACAGCAGCCACCAAAGAGCCAGAAACAAAUCUGUUGGCUGAACUUCCUCUGGGUGUAAUUGAAGAUGAGCCAGCUGUUUCUGCAUUUGAAGAGCCAGAAACAAAUUUGUUGGCUGAACUUCCUCUGGGUGGAAUUGAAGAUGAGCCAGCUGUUUCUGCAUUUGAAGAGCCAGAAACAAAUCUGUUGGCUGAACAUCCUCUGGGCGUUAUUGAAGAUGACCAGUUGUUUCUGCAUUUGCGGAGCACGAACAGACUGAGGCAGGAAGGAGAGACCUUAUGCCAUGGUGAAGCGAUAGAUAAUGUGGCAACCAAUACAACUGCUCUAAUGGAAGAAGAAGAUUUGGUGAAGGUGAUGGAGGUGCCUGUGAAUGCAGUACCCGAAGUAGGAAAUUCAACCUUGUCUUCAAUAGCAGAGGGAGUAAAAAGUGAUGAAGUGGCUAUAGUUGGAGAGAGAGAUGAGCUGCGUUGUGAGUUUGAAAGCACCAAGAAGAUGCUGUUGUUGCUACACCAACAUCCCAGAAAUCUCUUGAUGAAAGACAUUGUAAUGGAAAGAGAUAAGAAGUUGAUAGAAGAGAAUGCAAAAUUAAGAGAGAUGAUGGAGAAGCUGAUGGAAGCAGGAAAAGAGCAGUUAACUGUGAUAUCCAACUUAACUGGAAAAGUGAAAGAUUUGGAGAAAGCUGUCGAAGAACAAAAAACAUGGAACAAGACGCUACAGAAAAACUGGUACCAAAUUGUUUAAUAAUUCCACAAAGGACAGGGCUGCUAGUGUGUGCUAUGUAAGCAAGCGAGAUCUUUCUCAAAAUCAAAAACAGUUGGUGAUAUAUAUGUAAUAUGGAACAUGUAAUGGUCGUGGCUGAGUGACAGUAUGGUUGAUGCGUCUAAUGUGUUUGGUAUGUAUGAAAUAAAAUUUAUGUUUCUUUUAAUAGUUUGGUAUUUGCUGCUUGUCCAAGGUAUGUUAUUAUAAUACUGGAUACAUCUAGAACUUCUGUAGCGCAUUUUGAGCAGCGACGUGAAAGCAUUCACAUUUCACCCUUGUUA